Molecule: messenger RNA, 1688 nt
Organism: Atta colombica
Lineage: Eukaryota; Metazoa; Arthropoda; Insecta; Hymenoptera; Formicidae
Product: serine/threonine-protein kinase minibrain-like
Exons: 6
Coding region: 34-1677 (547 amino acids)
Biological process (GO): peptidyl-serine phosphorylation; peptidyl-threonine phosphorylation; positive regulation of DNA-templated transcription
Cellular component (GO): nucleus
Molecular function (GO): ATP binding; transcription coactivator activity; protein serine/threonine/tyrosine kinase activity
Source: RefSeq, a predicted model, not a curated record
UACUAUGCGAAGAAGAAGAGAAGAGCACAACAGAUGCAAGGGGAAGAUGGUUCGCAUAAGAAGGAGAGGAAACUCUACAACGAUGGUUGGGAUGACGAUAAUCACGAUUAUAUCAUCAAGAAUGGGGAAAAGUUCCUCGAUCGAUACGAGAUCGAUUCUUUAAUAGGUAAAGGCAGUUUUGGCCAAGUAGUGAAAGCAUUUGACCACGAAGAGCAAACGCAAGUGGCAAUAAAAAUCAUCAAGAACAAGAAGCCUUUUCUUAAUCAAGCACAAAUCGAAGUUAGGCUAUUGGAAAUGAUGAAUAGAGCGGAUACCGACAACAAGUAUUAUAUAGUUAAACUGAAGAGGCAUUUUAUGUGGCGAAAUCACUUAUGUCUGGUAUUCGAACUGCUAUCGUAUAAUCUAUAUGACCUACUUAGAAAUACGAAUUUCCGAGGAGUGUCAUUGAACUUGACAAGAAAGUUUGCACAGCAACUGUGUACUGCCCUCUUGUUCCUGUCUACGCCGGAAUUGAACAUCAUUCACUGUGAUCUGAAACCUGAAAACAUCCUUUUGUGCAAUCCCAAACGAAGUGCGAUAAAAAUAGUCGACUUCGGUAGCUCGUGUCAACUUGGACAAAGAAUAUAUCAGUAUAUCCAGUCCAGGUUCUACAGAUCUCCGGAAGUCUUGUUAGGAAUACCUUAUGACCUCGCGAUAGACAUGUGGAGUCUGGGAUGUAUUUUAGUAGAAAUGCACACGGGAGAACCUCUAUUUAGUGGGGCCAAUGAGGUCGAUCAAAUGAACAAAAUCGUAGAAGUACUAGGAAUGCCACCGAAACAUAUACUGGACCAAGCGCACAAAGCGCGGAAGUACUUUGACAAAGUCUCCACGGAUGGCUCGUACGUGCUGAAAAAAUCCAAGGACGGUAAAAAAUACAAACCUCCCGGCACGAGGCGCUUACACGAUAUUUUAGGUGUCGAAAGCGGUGGCCCCGGCGGCAGGAGAAUGGGGGAACCAGGCCAUUCGAUGUCCGAUUAUCUCAAGUUUAAGGACCUAAUUGUACGGAUGUUGGAUUUCGAUCCGAAGACACGGGUAACGCCGUAUUACGCACUUCAGCACAACUUCUUUAAGAGGACAGCCGAUGAGGGGACCAACACGAACGUUGCUGCUGCCAAUAGCGCGAGCACGAGUCCGGCAGUGGUGUCGAUGAGCCAGGAUCAUGGACUGGUAACCAUGUCGGGACAGGGCAGCAGCAGCAGUAGCGGCGGCGGCAGUCUGCAGCAGAUGCAAGCAUCAAGUCUCCCUGGUGGUGGCUACCAGCCCAUGGACUGUGAGUCCUCGCCCCGUCACACGGGCAGUCGGCGUGCCAUAACAACGGGCUACCCAUCAACGUCGGCCACUGGGGUGCCCACGUCCGCCCCUAUGUCCAUGCAAUCCAUGGACAGUUCCCUGAUACAGAGCUCUCUUGGAUCGUACAAUAGCCUAAUUAUUCCUGGUAUACCCCAUCUGCCUGCGAUGAUGACCUCACCAAUGAUUCAGCAGCAAAACUUCUACAACUACGGCUACUCGUCUACUGAUACACACGGUAUGGUUAGACAGCCGUCAACGGUGUCGUCCGGUAACCAGAGAGAUCCAGAGAGAGAAGAUAGCCCAAUGGUCGGGGUAUGCGUCCAACAGAGUCCAGUCGCUAUCCACUAAAGUAGCAGGAG